This is a messenger RNA of Cuscuta europaea, 1779 nucleotides long. Lineage: Eukaryota; Viridiplantae; Streptophyta; Magnoliopsida; Solanales; Convolvulaceae. The record is from the annotation of a GenBank genome assembly.
CUCCGAACGCCUGUUUGGUUUGUCUCUCUGUUGUUCCUCACCCCACCAAUUGCCCUUUUGCCUUUUAUCAACCAAUUUGGCCGCACAUAAGGUCAAGUUUUGGCCCAAACAAACGCACAGAUUCAAAUAUAAACGGAGAGAGGAAGAGAGAGGCAAUUCAAGGGAGAGAAGAGAAGAAUGCCUGCCAGGUUAGACCCGUUGGAUGUGGCGGGGAUUCAGAUCCCUUCCUAUUUCCGGUGCCCGAUCUCGCUGGAGCUUAUGCAAGAUCCGGUGACCGUUUGUACCGGCCAGACGUAUGACCGGGAAAGCAUAGAGUCUUGGGUGGCCACCGGAAAUACGACGUGUCCGGUUACCAGAGCGCCGUUGAAGGACUUCAAUCUUAUUCCCAACCACACCCUCCGGCGGCUCAUUCAGGAGUGGUGCGUGGCGAACCGGGCUUACGGCGUGGAGCGGAUUCCUACUCCAAAGCAACCUGCCGAACCGGGUUUGGUCCAGUCCUUGUUGGGCCAGGCUUUGUCGGGGUCCAGUAACUUGAAAUCCAGACUUUCCGCAAUGAGUCGACUCAAGGGACUCGCUCGUGACUCGGAUUUCAACCGCUCCGUGAUUUCCGCGAAUAAUGCGCGAGAGGUUAUGCUUUCGAUCGUCUUCUCCGAUAUGGAUUCCAACUCGUCGGAGUUAGCUCUGGAAGCGCUUUCCAUCCUCUCGAUGUUCCAGCUCUCGGAGGAUGACAGCCUCUUUGUCGCUUCGGAUGUGGACCGAUUCCAGUACCUUGUGUCUCUGCUUUCUCAUCCUUCGAUGGAUGUCCGAGUUAACUCAGCUGCGGUGAUCGAAUCCGUCGUCUCCGGGAUAAAAUCGCCGGAGCUGCGAUCUCGUGUCAGCAACGCCGACGAGAUCUUCACCGGAAUAGUCGGGAUUAUGAAAUCUCACCUGACACAUUCGGGAGCAAUGAGAGUCGGAAUCAAGGCGCUAUUCGCGAUGUGCUUGGUGAAACAAAACCGGCAAAAGGCGGUUUCAGCCGGAGCUGUGGAGGCGUUAAUCGACAUGUUUCAGUAUCUCGAUAAGUGCGACGUGGAACGAGCUCUGGCGACGGUAGAGCUCCUCUGCCGGAUCCCGUCAGGAUGCGCGGCGUUCGCGGCCAACAAGUUGACCGUCCCGGUCCUCGUUAAGAUCAUCCUGAAGAUAUCUGAGCGCGCAACAGAGUACGCGGCCGGAGCAUUGCUCUCGCUCUGCUCCUCCUCCGAGCAAGUGCAGCGCGACGCUGUUGCCGCCGGCGUGUUGACACAAUUGCUGCUUCUGGUUCAGAGCGGGUGUACGGAGAGGGCGAAACGGAAAGCCCAAAUGCUGUUGAAACUUCUUCGCGAUUGUUGGCCACGCGAUUACUCGCUUGUAAACUCCGAUGAUUUUGCUCGCUGCGACGUCGUUCGGCUUUGACGAUAGAAAACUUAAUUGAACUCCUCCUUUUUUAUAAAUUUCAGGUAAGAAUUCGAAAAGCUAAACUAAAACAACAAACUCAAAUACCGAAUUUUGGACAAUUUGUCCUCUGCGCAAUUCUUUAGCAAUUUUAUUUUUGUUACUGAAAACGAGGGUAAUUUGCCUUCGCACUUCUGUAUUAUUAUUAUUAUUAUUAUUAUUAUUAUUAUUAUUAUUAUUAUUAUUAUUAUUACAUCGCGUAACAUUUAUACAUUUUGUAUGAAAUAUUGGAAAACAUUUACUGUCCACUGACUAUUAUUAAUAUUUUGUGUAUACACAUUCAUCGAAGCGGUUUUGUUUGGAUCCGUG